AUGAAUAAAGAACAGGAAUUAUUAUAUAUUAUAGAUUCUAUUGAAAGUGCUUAUAAUCCUGAUUCACCUAAUUAUAAAUUUAGAUUUGUAUUUUAUAACAAAACGACAGUGCCAUUUUCAAGGCCUGUAGAUUUUCCUGAAGAUUUGUGGUAUUCUUCGCUAAAAAAAGAUACCACAUUAAUGCCUAUACUACUUAAAGGUAAAGAAAUAGAAUUAAGACGUUACGAACAAUUAAAUACAGUUAAAAAUCUUGAGAUGUCAUAUAAAUUUCUACAGAAUAAAAUUGAUCAACUUAAAUUAAAUUCAGAUCGGAUAAAAAAUAAAUUACAAAGUAUACUUGUUGUGUACAGAAAAUUAGUGAAUAACAUAUAUAAUAAAUGUAGACUAAGAAAGUGUAACUGUAAUUUAAUGGAAGAAAUUGAAAAAAUUAAUACUGAUAUCAGUCCUGAAGAAUUAAUAAUAGAUGACAAAAAAAAUGAAGUAAUGUUGUUUUUACUAAAAUUAAAAGAUAAUUUAUGUACUUUGGUAAGUAAAAUAGACGAGGAGUUAUAUGAAUAUGAAAGAAAAAUGUUUGUGUUUAAAAAUAUUAAUAAAUUAGCUUAA
Molecule: messenger RNA, 603 nt
Organism: Vairimorpha ceranae
Lineage: Eukaryota; Fungi; Microsporidia; Nosematidae
Exons: 1
Coding region: 1-603 (200 amino acids)
Source: RefSeq, a predicted model, not a curated record